ACCCUCAAAGAUUCAUAUCAAAAGCUUCUUCUCUUUCACAGCUCUAAGGAGAAAACCACCUUUGCCAAACAUGGAGACUAGUGUCACGUGCUACGCUCGUGGGAUUGUUCUUCCUGGUGUCUCUUCUAAGCACUCCUCGGCAUUAGUCUCCCCUCCAUCCAUAUCUCCUUCCUUCAGCUCUAAGAGCCUUAAAACAAGUUCACUAUUUGGAGAAUCAUUAAGGGUUGUUCCAAGGUCAUCAUUGAAGGUUUCAAAGGCAAAGAACACUACUUCACUAGUGACAAAAUGUGAAAUUGGAGAGUCUUUGGAAGAGUUUCUUACAAAGGCAACAACAGAUAAGGCAUUGAUUAGAUUAAUGAUGUGUAUGGGUGAAGCAUUAAGAACGAUUGCUUUUAAAGUUAGAACAGCAUCAUGUGGUGGUACUGCUUGUGUUAAUUCCUUUGGUGAUGAGCAACUCGCUGUUGAUCUACUUGCCAACAAGCUUCUUUUUGAGGCUUUGACAUACUCGCACUUUUGCAAAUACGCGUGCUCCGAAGAAAUUCCAGAGCUUCAAGACAUGGGAGGACCUGCUGAAGGUGGAUUCAGUGUUGCUUUCGAUCCGCUCGAUGGUUCCAGCAUUGUCGAUACAAAUUUCACCGUAGGUACCAUCUUUGGUGUUUGGCCUGGUGAUAAGUUAACCGGUGUAACGGGACGAGACCAAGUGGCUGCCGCGAUGGGAAUUUUCGGUCCUCGAACAACAUAUGUUCUCGCACUUAAGGACAUCCCUGGCACCCAUGAAUUCCUCCUCCUUGAUGAAGGAAAAUGGCAACAUGUGAAGGACACUUAUGAGAUUGGUGAAGGAAAAAUGUUCUCCCCUGGAAAUUUGAGAGCUACAUUUGAUAACCCCGAAUAUGACAAGUUGAUCAACUAUUAUGUAAGAGAGAAAUACACAUUGAGGUACACUGGUGGAAUGGUACCUGAUGUCAACCAGAUCAUUGUUAAAGAGAAAGGAAUAUUUACAAAUGUGGCCUCGCCAUCUGCCAAGGCCAAGCUGAGAUUGUUAUUUGAGGUAGCACCAUUGGGGUUCUUGAUUGAGAAAGCUGGUGGUUAUAGCAGCGAUGGGCAAAAAUCGGUGCUCGACAAAGUGAUCGAGAACCUCGACGAUAGGACUCAAGUCGCGUACGGUUCGAAGAACGAGAUUAUACGGUUCGAAGAAAUGUUAUACGGAUCGUCGAGGCUUAAUGCAGGGGUCCCUGUUGGAGCUACUGCUUAAGCAACAAUGUUUUUACUUUUGUUUGCCUUUUCAAGACAUUUUGUUUUCGUUGUACCUUAAUGAUCUCAAACAAAACUUUAAGUACCUUUCAUAUAAAUUUUGUGAAAUAGUAUAUUAAAUGAAAUGAAAUGUUUUGAAUUAGGCUAA
Molecule: messenger RNA, 1399 nt
Organism: Gossypium raimondii (Peruvian cotton)
Lineage: Eukaryota; Viridiplantae; Streptophyta; Magnoliopsida; Malvales; Malvaceae
Product: sedoheptulose-1,7-bisphosphatase, chloroplastic
Exons: 8
Coding region: 71-1252 (393 amino acids)
Biological process (GO): sucrose biosynthetic process; fructose 1,6-bisphosphate metabolic process; gluconeogenesis
Cellular component (GO): cytoplasm
Molecular function (GO): fructose 1,6-bisphosphate 1-phosphatase activity
Source: RefSeq, a predicted model, not a curated record